Messenger RNA from Limulus polyphemus (Atlantic horseshoe crab), 1618 nucleotides. Its product is annotated as alpha-ketoglutarate-dependent dioxygenase alkB homolog 6-like. The record is from RefSeq and is a predicted model, not a curated record. The transcript has 6 exons. The coding region runs from base 630 to 1340 and encodes 236 amino acids. Lineage: Eukaryota; Metazoa; Arthropoda; Merostomata; Xiphosura; Limulidae.
UAGGGCUGCUGCAUGAUUUUUCCUGCUUUAGUUAAGGCUCUAAAGAGGUGUCGCUAGGCGCUGGCACACAGAUUCUAUUUGUCAGUGUCCCGAAUCUCCAAUUGAUGUCUUGAAAAUCAGAAUAGAAGACCACAAUCGAUAUCAUAUGAAACGUUGAAAAUUCCCGUGCCUACAGACCUGAGCCCCGAAUCUUUUAUGUACCUAGUAACGUUGACAUGUUGACAAUAAAAAAACAACAACAACAAAAAUCAACUUUGUUAAAUGAAUGUAUAAGAUACAUGUUAAAUAUUAAUACUUUUAAUAUGGUUGUUUUAUCACGCAAACUACCGAAAAGCUAACUGUUUUAUUUUGUACGAAACUUGUUUGGCGCGUUCAGAACAUGGAAACAUACAUUACACCUGAGUAAUAUAUCGCACUCAUGUUGCAGUGUUUCAUUUGCUUGGUGAAGCUUAGUACUUGACAAAUAACACGCUAAAGUGAGGUAAACAUUAGAAAAGUCGAUUGUGACUGGUAUACUAGCAACGUUAAUACAAUAGGUCAUAUUAUCCUAUAUUUUUUAUGUGACCGGUAGUUUUUUUUAUUUGGCGUAUGUGAAUGAAACUGAACUUUAGUUUAAAGUUAUAUUAGAAAUGGAAAGCAACAUAGUUAAGAAGGUACCUCCAACAGUAUACUACCUACCAAAUUUCAUCACUGCAGAGGAGGAGAAAUACUUGAUUGAUUGUGUCUAUGAAGCACCUAAGCCUAAAUGGACUAACUUAGCACAUAGACGACUACAAAAUUGGGGAGGACUACCCCAUCCAAAAGGAAUGAUACCAGAGUCACUUCCAAAGUGGUUGGAAAUUUAUAUCGCAAAAAUCAAUUCAUUAGGUGUAUUUGGUGACAAGACAGCAAACCAUGUGCUUGUCAAUGAAUAUUUAUCUGGACAGGGAAUUAUGCCACAUGAAGAUGGUCCUCUAUUCUACCCAACCAUAACGACAAUUAACUUAGGUUCUCACACACUUUUGGAUUUCUAUGAGAGGCUACAGGAAGAGGGGCCUGACCAGAGGUUAGACUCCAAUACCCAGGAACUGGAAGCAUCUUCCUUUAGUAGACGCCAUUUUGCAAGCCUUCUGUUGGAGCCUCGAAGCUUACUUAUAGUCAAAGAUGAUAUGUAUCAUAACUAUCUUCAUGGCAUCAAAGAAGUAGAAGAAGACAUUAUUACGAAUAAAGUGGCAAACCUCAACAGUUGUGAAACAAAAAUAGGCAGUGUCUUCAAACGGAGUACUAGAAUUUCACUGACUAUUCGACAUGUACCAAAAACCUUGAAGAACAAGUUCAUACUUGGUAACAUGUUUAGAUAACAAUUGGCUUUUAUAUUAUUAAGCAUGUAAACAACAAUUACUGUCUUUAGAAAAAAAUGUUAGUGAAAGUUGUAUACAUUUAUACAAAAUAUUAAAUGUCAGAUUUACACAAGUUGAUUUUAUUUAAUAUUUUCAAAAACUGUUGAUUAUGUUACUAUAAUGAUAGUUGAUUGUCUUAAGCAUAAUUCAAGCUCAACUUCGAUGAACUUAUGAUGAAAUAACAUGUAAUGUAAGGAAUAUUUUAAAAAUCUGAAUAAAGAAAAACUAUCUGUUUUGUG